UGCUGAAAGAAUAGGAUUUUUUUUCUCUCUGCAGUAAGGCUACAGCCCGGCAAAUCUAUACAGCGCCUUCAAAAUGCAGACCAGGAAGAUGCAAGUAAACGGCUUGGAUGACACUUGAAAGAAUGGCAAAGGCUUUGCCGUGAGGAAGAAUUUCCCUGCUGAGCUCCUAUUGCCAAAGGAUAUUUACCUGGCGCCCUGACAAGAUCUGUUAGAAAGACCCCUUCCUCCCUGCUUGUAUAUGGCAAAGUUUCUUGCAGAGCUCCUGGGCUGCACAUUGCCGGACAAGGGCACCUCUCCCAUGUUUGAGUCCAGAAGUCAGUCCCGUAUUGGCCUGAAGCAAAGUACCAAGCAGAAGACCACAACUUUCAGCACCUUGGCCAAUGAGAAGUCCUUAUCUGACCGCAAACGGGAAAGUAUGCCACAAACGCCUCCCUUUGCAGUUAUGUUUGACAGCAGUGGUUACAACAGAAACCUGUAUCAGUCAAAAGAGGACAACUGUGGAGGACUCUAUUACCAUGACAACAAUCUCCUGUCAGGGUCUCUGGAAGCCCUCAUCCAGCACUUAGUACCCAAUGUAGAUUACUAUCCUGAUAGAACAUACAUAUUCACCUUCCUGCUCAGUUCGCGGCUGUUCAUGCACCCGUAUGAGCUAAUGGCCAAGGUUUGCCAUUUGUGCACGGAGCAUCAGAGACUAAGCGAGCCUGGGACUGACAAGAGCCGGAUACGAAAAAUUGCACCCAAAAUCCUUCAGCUAUUGACUGAGUGGACAGAGACGUUUCCGUAUGAUUUUCGAGACGAAAGAAUGAUGAGAAACUUAAAGGAGUUGGCACAACGAAUAGCCAAUGGCGAUGAGAUGUAUCGGAAGAACGUACAGCAAAUCAUCCAGAGCCUGAUCCGAAAACUUGCCUCUCUUAGCCAGUAUGAAGAAGUACUUGCAAAAAUCAAUGCAACAUCCACAGAUCGACUGACAGUCCUGAAGACCAAACCUCAGUCCAUACAGAGGGACAUAAUCACUGUCUGCAAUGACCCUUAUAUGUUAGCCCAGCAGCUGACUCACAUAGAGCUGGAGAGGCUCAAUUACAUUGGACCAGAAGAAUUCGUCCAGGCGUUUGUACAAAAGGAUCCCCUAGACAAUGACCAGAGCUGUUACGCUGAUCGAAAGAAGACCCGUAACCUGGAAGCCUAUGUAGAAUGGUUUAACAGACUCAGCUACUUAGUUGCUACAGAAAUCUGCAUGCCUGUGAAGAAGAAGCACAGAGCAAGAAUGAUAGAAUAUUUCAUUGACGUGGCCAGGGAGUGUUUUAACAUUGGCAACUUUAACUCCUUAAUGGCGAUUAUUUCUGGUAUGAACAUGAGUCCGGUCUCCCGGCUAAAGAAGACCUGGGCAAAAGUCAAGACGGCCAAAUUUGACAUUCUUGAGCAUCAGAUGGACCCUUCUAGCAAUUUUUACAAUUACCGAACCGCUCUGCGUGGAGCAGCUCAGAGGUCCUUGACGGCGCAUAGCAACAGAGAGAAGAUCGUGAUACCUUUCUUCAGUCUCUUAAUCAAAGACAUUUACUUUCUCAACGAGGGCUGUGCCAAUCGCCUUCCAAACGGCCAUGUCAAUUUUGAAAAAUUUUGGGAGUUAGCGAAACAAGUGAGUGAGUUUAUGACAUGGAAGCAAGUGGAGUGUCCGUUUGAGAGGGAUCGGAAGAUCCUGCAGUACUUGCUCACUGUCCCAGUCUUCAGUGAAGAUGCACUUUACAUGGCUUCCUAUGAGAGCGAAGGUCCUGAGAAUCACAUUGAAAAAGACAGAUGGAAGACUCUAAGGUCAACACUUUUAGGCAGAGUUUAACAUGUGAGAUGCCUGCUGCUCCUGCCGCUACUGUGUGAUGUGGACUAGGAAGGGACCCGGUUUGGUUUAUUUUCUGUGUGUACUGAAUGGCAUCGAAGUGAUGGGAACCGUGCAGCCAAUUGAGAAGACAUGUCAGCAAAGAUAAAAACAAGUUAACUCAAGAACAAACAGGCACCUUCUCAGAUCGGACAGAUCAGGUUAAAUCACAACUCGCUUGGCUAUUGAUUGAGGACAGGAAUGACAGAAUCCUUUGAAGAUCUCAAAAUUCCUUGUAUGAAUCAUUUCAUAACACCUGGAUGGGAUUUUUCUCUUUGUUUUGUUGGCGCUUGCUGCUACUACGACUUUCAUGGUUUGGUACUGGAUUAUAGGGCUUUCCGUUCCUCCAGCUGAAUCCCAAAUCUGCAUUAGAAGAACUUCCACUCCCAAUAUGCUGAAUACCGCCAGGAGCUCAGCUUGCGUCAGCAUUGCCAAGAAAGGAUAGGACUGGAUUUAAAAAAAAGCAAAAAACUGGCUGCUGUGGGGAUUCCCCCUCCCCCAUUUUAAUGAUAGUUUUUUUUUUUGUUUUGUUUUGUUUUUCCAUAAAGUUUUUGAGUUGGCUGCUGGUUGGCAAACUCGUUGUCAUUCUAAGUUAUAUUUUAAAAAAAGUAAUAAUAGAAUCAGUGCUGUGGUAGGAAAUUCAGGCACUAGAAAAAUACAGUAACUAUGUAGCUGCGACCAUCUUACAUCUUCUAGUAAGGUGUUUUGUUUUUUUCUUUCAACUGUUUACCACCUUUUUCUAGACAUUCUUAUAUUUUUACUGUAGCCUUUUGUUACUCUAAAUUUCCAUCUUGAUGACUACUUCCUGUAUUAAGUUGAGCAAUCUGAUUGCUUUUGUUUUCUUGAAUUCUACUUGUGAAACCACUGCACAGGCUGCAUUACAAAUAAUAUCAAAUUCUGUGUUAUUUAAGUCGUCGUUUUUACUUUUGCUUUUUUUUUUUUGGUAACAACUGGACUAUGUAAUCCAGUUUGACUGAAAUGGUAAGAUGCCAAGAAACAAAAAAGAUUGUUUUUGUUCACAGCUGUAGUCAAAGAGAAAUCUCCUUUGUGUUUGCUUCCUGGAUUAUCAUUGUUAUGACUGUGAAAUAGCUCACUUUGUUACACAUCUAAUAUGUCUGUUGUCACUCCAAAUACUUACCCACUCUAUUUAUCCUAGGAAAAAUCCUGGGGAAUAAAGAGAAACUGUAGAUGUAGUCUGCCCUGGAUGGGAAGUCACAUGCUAAACAAAGGGACAUGUAAAUACCGUGCCACUAUUUAAAAAAUGGAAAAAAAUAAAAUCAUGUAUUUAUGUUGCA
Molecule: messenger RNA, 3165 nt
Organism: Malaclemys terrapin pileata
Lineage: Eukaryota; Metazoa; Chordata; Testudines; Emydidae
Gene: RASGEF1B
Product: RasGEF domain family member 1B
Exons: 17
Coding region: 239-1834 (531 amino acids)
Biological process (GO): Ras protein signal transduction; positive regulation of GTPase activity
Cellular component (GO): plasma membrane
Molecular function (GO): guanyl-nucleotide exchange factor activity
Source: RefSeq, a predicted model, not a curated record